CAGCCGUGAGGUAUUUCAACAGCAGGAUACGGACGGGCACACUGUGGAGUCCAAUCGCGAAUUUCUAGAGUCUUUUUUCUGGUUGGUGUGGAAAAAUGACAAACAACAGGCCAAGGGAAAUCAGAGCAGCUAUCUAACAAGUCCCCAGCAGAGGAGCAGCCGCACAAUGGUCGAUCCGGUGGCGGCGCUGUGCAACUACAACGUCCUGGAGGUGAUAUUCUCCUACUUGGAGUUGGACGAUCUGAGCCACUGUUCACAGGUGUGCAAGAGUUGGUACCACUUCCUCAACGACGAGAACAGCGACGUUUGGCGCUGGCACUGCCUGAACAAGCUGCCCAAGGAUGCCCUUAAGUCCGACCUGCUGUCCUCCGUCUCCACGUACAAGACAAAGCUGCGGGCGUACUUCCACGCCUGGAGUCCCAACGACUGCUCCCGGAACGUAUAUAUCAAGCCCAACGGAUUCACCCUGCAUCGCAAUCCCGUGGCGCAGAGCACAGACGCGGCUCGGGGCAAAAUCGGGUUUCGCCACGGCCGGCACACCUGGGAGGUGAUCUGGGAGGGGCCGCUGGGUACGGUGGCCGUCAUCGGCAUAUCCACCAAGGAGGCGGCGCUGCAAUGCCACGGCUAUGUGGCCCUACUCGGCUCCGACGACCAGAGCUGGGGCUGGAACCUGGUAGAGAACCACCUGCUGCACAACGGAGACAUGCAGGGCAGCUACCCGCUUCUGAAUAACGCACCCAAGUACCAGGUGGGCGAGCGGAUACGCGUCAUUCUCGACUGCGAGGACAACACUCUGUCGUUCGAAAAGAACUACGAGUUCCUGGGCGUGGCCUUCCGAGGCCUGCCGGACAAGAAGCUCUAUCCCACAGUAUCCGCUGUCUACGGCAACACCGAGGUCUCAAUGGUCUACCUGGGCACCCCGUUGGACGGAUAGCUUUGCCCCGGGCGUACAACUUGGUUAACACACUCAAUGGAUCCACUAGGUUAUUGUGUACAUUUGUAUUUAUCAUGAUUACGUUUGCUUCAUUCCACCUGCAACUCAGUUCGAUAUCGUAAAUUUAGUUACUAGUUUCGUUUUCUGUACAAAAUUAUGCAUUUUGUUGAUUUUACGCUACGCCAAAGUUCAAAACCACCUCGGCACUAUCUUCACAUGGCAAUUUACGUUAGUUAUACGAACCAAAUGAAUAUAAUAUUAUAGCGAUUAAACAAUAGUUGAACCAAUUUUUUAUACACCGAUGAUCGCUGAUGAUUAUGCAAGUAAAAUUACAGACAGAAGAACUAACUGCA
This is a messenger RNA of Drosophila rhopaloa, 1287 nucleotides long. RefSeq names its product F-box/SPRY domain-containing protein 1 (gene Fsn). Gene Ontology annotation, biological process: synapse assembly involved in innervation; proteasome-mediated ubiquitin-dependent protein catabolic process. Bases 167 to 934 code for a protein of 255 amino acids. The record is from RefSeq and is a predicted model, not a curated record. Lineage: Eukaryota; Metazoa; Arthropoda; Insecta; Diptera; Drosophilidae. Gene Ontology annotation, molecular function: protein binding. Gene Ontology annotation, cellular component: synapse; SCF ubiquitin ligase complex. The transcript is spliced from 4 exons.